AUGUCAUCUUCCAUGGUAGUGAUCGGUCUAGGGGAGCUCGGAGCAGAAGUCGUCAAAAGCCUCGCCACCCACCCACAAAGAUGCAACACACAACUCGCACUCGACGCCUGGAAAGCUGAAGCUGUCAUUGGCGAUGUCGUCCAGGACUCGCAAGAGAAUCUGACCAAGAUCUUUGCCGACUACGACACUGUCAUUUGCUGCACCGGCAUGUACGCACCUCCCGAGACACAGAUGAAAAUCGUCAAAGCAGCACUCGCCGCCGGCGUCAAGAGGUACUUCCCAUGGCAGUUCGGCAUCAACUACAAUGCUGUUGGACGCAACAGCUCGCAGGACCUCUCCGACAGUCAACUAGACGUGCGAGGGCUACUUCGUGGCCAGUCAAAGACCGCUUGGGUGAUCGUGUCGACGGGCAUGUUCAUAUCGUUCUUGUUCGAGCCAGCGUUUGGCCUGGUCAAUGCGGAGCGUAGUGUGGUGACGGGUAUUGGCAGCUGGGAGAACGAGAUUACUCUCGCGCUGGUGUGUCCCGACGCUCAGAGCGUUGCCUAUAUUGCUGGUGACACGAUAUCGAUGAGUCGAUUGGCGGAUGUUGUGGAGAAGGUUAUUGGCAGGCAGGUCGCCCGGAAGCUCAAGACGGUUCCUGGUCUGAAAGCUGAGCUUGCUGAAGACCCUUCGGAUGGGAUGCGGAAGUACCGAGUUGUGUUUGGCGAGGGUAAGGGUGUAGCGUGGAGUAAGGAGAAGUCGUUCAAUGGCGUGCAUGGCAUCCCCACUCAGACUGUCGAGGCAUGGGCAACGCAGAACAUGAAAUAG
Fulvia fulva is the source of this 807-nucleotide messenger RNA. RefSeq lists its product as uncharacterized. The record is from RefSeq and is a predicted model, not a curated record. The coding region runs from base 1 to 807 and encodes 268 amino acids. The transcript is spliced from 3 exons. Lineage: Eukaryota; Fungi; Ascomycota; Dothideomycetes; Mycosphaerellales; Mycosphaerellaceae. Gene Ontology annotation, molecular function: oxidoreductase activity.